AACAAAGUAUCAUAGAUGGGUUCUGGUCUCAUGUAUCUCUAUUUCUUCAACAGCAUGCUGGCAGAUAAACUGAACAUGACGCCCGAGGACGCUGAGAGAUGGAUCGUCAAUCUUAUCCGCAACGCCAGGCUGGAUGCGAAGAUAGACUCCAAACUGGGCCAUGUGGUCAUGGGGAACAACGCCAUCUCACCUUACCAGCAGGUGAUUGAGAAGACCAAGAGCCUCUCGUUCCGCAGCCAAAUGUUGGCCGUGAACAUUGAGAAAAAGCAGGCCCAGAGCACCAAGACCGAGACACCCAACUGGGCAGGUACCGAAACUGGAUUUUAAGCGACACGGUGAAGAUGGAUCCAUCCUGUUUUACAUUGGAACUUUUUCCAAUCUUUGUAUCUCAUGAAGCACAGUGCUGACUUGUUUAAGUCAUCACCAAUUCAAUAAAAGUGACCAACAUAACCAUUUUCA
Messenger RNA from Notothenia coriiceps (black rockcod), 459 nucleotides. RefSeq names its product eukaryotic translation initiation factor 3 subunit E-like. The coding region runs from base 16 to 327 and encodes 103 amino acids. The transcript has 3 exons. Gene Ontology annotation, molecular function: translation initiation factor activity. The record is from RefSeq and is a predicted model, not a curated record. Gene Ontology annotation, cellular component: eukaryotic translation initiation factor 3 complex; cytoplasm. NCBI's taxonomy places the organism in Eukaryota, Metazoa, Chordata, Actinopteri, Perciformes, Nototheniidae.